This is a messenger RNA of Cataglyphis hispanica, 1951 nucleotides long. It is a transcript of the gene Hs6st, whose product is annotated as heparan-sulfate 6-O-sulfotransferase 3-B. Gene Ontology annotation, molecular function: heparan sulfate 6-sulfotransferase activity. Gene Ontology annotation, cellular component: membrane. Lineage: Eukaryota; Metazoa; Arthropoda; Insecta; Hymenoptera; Formicidae. Bases 188 to 1633 code for a protein of 481 amino acids. The record is from RefSeq and is a predicted model, not a curated record. The transcript is spliced from 4 exons.
AGCGGCGAGUUAGUGAGCUGAGUGAGCGGAGAGCGGAGAGAGCAUCUGUCAUGGCCGACGCUCGGUUGGCGAGCGUAGUUACGGUCGGAUCGUAUCAGCGUGCGGUGGUAUACGGCACUACGACAGUGCUCCAAGGAGAGUGACUGAGGGGUGGUGAGACCAGGAGCGACGCGAGACACAAUAAUGGAUGAUAAUGGGCAGACGAGCGGGUACCGAUGCGAGGAUAGACGCUACCACUAGCGAGCUCGAGGUGCUCGUCGUCGUGUCGAAAGAGGAGGUGGAGGAGGAGGAGGAGGAGGAGGAGGAAGAGGAGGAGGAGGAGGUGCUGCGAGAGGCGAGCUUAUGCGACGGGAGGUCCGCGAUGACGAUGAUGAUGGAGUCGCGGCAUCCGCGUAGGGCCCGCUUGCGCCGCUUCGUCGGGAUAUGCCUGUUUCUAGCGUUGACCGGGAUCGUCUACCUGGGCUACUUUUGUCCGGAUCAUGUGUGCGCCCUGACCAAUCGCGAGAUCAAAGAAUCUAUCAGGGUAUCCGAGAGCCUGUCCGCCCCCGUUGGCUCCGCCGCAUUGUCUUCCGUGUCCAUCGAGUUUGAUAAAAACGGCUUGCUCUCGGUGCAUCCCGCCUUCAAGCUGCAGAGCAUCCAGGGCAGUUUGGGCUACGAUGAUGUUUUCGCCAAUGACACGUUCCAGUUUGAUAUUAAUGCUCACGAUGUCAUGGUUUUUUUGCACAUACAAAAAACUGGUGGGACAUUAUUUGGAAAACAUCUGGUACGAGACCUAGAGUUACAAAGACCGUGUUCGUGUCAACGACGACGAAAGCGUUGCUUCUGUUUCCGUCCAAAUCGUAACGAAAAUUGGUUAUUUUCGCGAUAUUCAACCGGUUGGAAAUGCGGUCUACACGCGGAUUGGACCGAAUUAACGAAUUGUGUAGAUACAGAGCUCAAUAAAAUCGAAGGGGAAGGCAUCAAACGUCGUUACUUUUACCUAACUAUCAUAAGAGAUCCCGUUGCGAGAUAUCUCUCCGAAUUCAAGCAUGUGCAAAGGGGUGCUACGUGGAGAGGUGCUCGUCAUUGGUGCGGAGGUACUCAAGCAAAUAUACCCCAAUGUUACAAUGGCUCCAGUUGGAAAAAUGUCACUUUAGAACAGUUUAUGGCGUGUCCCUAUAAUUUGGCGAGUAAUCGUCAAACUAGAAUGCUAGCAGAUUUGUCAAUAGUUGGCUGUUAUAAUUCUACUCUUAGCAGUGCUGACAGAGAUCGUUUAAUGUUGGCCAGUGCAAAGCACAAUUUGCAGUACAUGCCUUUCUUCAUGUUGACUGAGUAUCAGAAGGUGGGACAGUAUACCUUUGAGGAAACGUUUAAGAUGCGAUUUGCAGUUGCCUUUGAACAGCAUAAUGCUACACUUAGCGCAGCUACUAUGGCAACCCUUAGCGCGGACCAAUUGGACACUGUACGUAGGCUCAACAGUCUGGACUUGGAACUCUACGAAUUUGCAAAGAAUCUCGCCUUUCAAAGAUUUAAACGGCUUAGAGAUCGUGAUCCACAUUUCGUACAACGAUUUCAACAUCUUGGUGAAUUACCAUCAAGGCAAAGUGUCACAGAAUUUAAUUGGGAUUCCGCCAUUGAAGAUACUACAGAGUGAUAUGUAAGUAUGUUAUCUCUAUCAACGCCAAACAUUACGCUGGAUCUGAGUAUCUUAGGGAAAUGCUUUUGAAACAAAAUGGUUUAUGUAUAAAUCACCUAGCUAUUUGCAUAAAAUUUACCAAAAGCACGGAAAUGUACUUGGACGAGACCAAAGAGAAAUCCGAGAACCUUGUGAUGAACCUGGCUAUUCUAUCAGCAACUAAAAGUAAAAGUUGCAAUGUGUAACGUUCACAAAAAUUUUCUAUGAUUCAUAAAAUACUUGUAGACUUUAUGAAGAUUCUUCCACAUAUAAGUAACACAUAUCUUUGCUUAUAAU